AUGCAUCAAAGCAAGCAUACCAAAGCUGAUCUAAUACAGCCCGAGAAUCCUUGUACUGCGGAAGUUCAGUUAGCGAAAGAGAAGGAUGUUAGGGAUGGUGGUAUUCUUAUUGGGUGUAAGUCAAAGGCGGGAAAUCAGAAGUUGAAAGCUAUUGUUCAGGAAAAGUUGUCAGAUAGUUAUGUGAUACAUUUAAAUAUUGGUGUCACUAUGCUUUCUUUAAAUUGGCGAGGAAUUACUGAGGAUUUGAAACAGAGGUUGAUAAUUUCUGUUGAUAUCUAA
Acanthoscelides obtectus is the source of this 279-nucleotide messenger RNA. NCBI's taxonomy places the organism in Eukaryota, Metazoa, Arthropoda, Insecta, Coleoptera, Chrysomelidae. The record is from the annotation of a GenBank genome assembly.